Molecule: messenger RNA, 1097 nt
Organism: Cyphomyrmex costatus
Lineage: Eukaryota; Metazoa; Arthropoda; Insecta; Hymenoptera; Formicidae
Product: tetraspanin-33
Exons: 5
Coding region: 169-1005 (278 amino acids)
Cellular component (GO): plasma membrane
Source: RefSeq, a predicted model, not a curated record
AUGGCGGAAGGAGUAGAAGCUGUUGAAGUAUGUGUCGAUACAUGCUGUGCCGCAUCGUUGUGAGUUGAUACAACGAGUGAAACGAACGUUCAAGUGACGCCGUACCGAGAGUUCGUCUCGGAGACGCCGAUCAUUUUGUGAAAUUCGUCGAAUACUUGUCACCACAUAAUGAUGUAUUAUCGCAGACGAGGCAACAAUUUCACGUACGUCAGUUCGUGCGUGAAGUACAUGAUCUUCAUGCUGAAUUUCGUUUUUUGGCUGUUUGGUGGACUAUUAAUUGGCGUAGGUCUCUAUGCAUUUGUGGAUAAAUGGCAGGCAACUGGAUCCGUCAGGGUAGAAAACGUUUAUGAUGUGGUCUUAAACAUUUCUCUGGUGAUGCUGAUAGCCGGCGGAGUAGUCUUUGUCGUUAGUUUUGCAGGAUGUGUAGGGGCCCUUCGUGAAAAUACAUGCCUUCUUAAAUUUUACUCGCUAUGUCUUUUGGUGUUCUUCCUCUUGGAGAUGGGUGUGGCGAUCGUUGGUUUUGUAUUUCCACACACAUUGCAGUCUCUAUUAGAAGAAUCUUUUACGGACAAAAUAAUUCAGACGUAUAGAGAAGAUCCAGAUCUGCAAAAUUUCAUUGAUUUUGGUCAACAAGAGUUCAGAUGCUGUGGUUUGAGUCAAGAGGGAUACUUGGAUUGGGGGAAGAAUGAAUAUUUUAAUUGCACCAGCCCUAGUGUAGAACGUUGCGGUGUACCAUUCUCUUGUUGCAUAAAUUCUACUGAUAUAUCCAGUGGACUUGUAAAUAUAAUGUGUGGCUACAAGGUCCAGAUGUUACCAGUGUCGGAAGCGGGUAAAAAGGUGUGGACUAACGGAUGUAUCGAAAUCGUACGUACCUGGGCAGAACGUAAUCUCUACGCGAUAGCUGGCAUUGCUCUAGCCAUUGCGCUCAGCCAGCUCUUCGUGAUCUAUCUUGCAAAAACUCUGGAAGGCCAGAUCGAGCUCCAGAAGUCCCGCUGGCAUUCUUGAGCUUGACUUCAGGCCACCUACCGUUACCAGAUACAUUCUGCGGCCAACAGGCAGGUGGCCAGCAGCGGGCGAUCGCGCGGUUUGCAGGACAC